Messenger RNA from Magallana angulata, 905 nucleotides. RefSeq lists its product as uncharacterized. The coding region runs from base 3 to 869 and encodes 288 amino acids. The record is from RefSeq and is a predicted model, not a curated record. NCBI's taxonomy places the organism in Eukaryota, Metazoa, Mollusca, Bivalvia, Ostreida, Ostreidae. The transcript has 6 exons.
ACAUGGGCAAUUGGAAUUCACAUUCACGAGGAUCAAAGAAAAGCCAGCAUUCGGCUGUACAUGGCAGAGGAGUUCCGAAUAGGUUUCGGCGACGCCGUGGAAUGAUCAGUCAGAUGUCUUUAGGGUUAGGGGCUUUGUCCGAUAAAUCAAUGAUGUACGGUCCUGGGCUGAUGACUUCCGGUAAUGCUCCCGGAAGUAACUUUGCCGGAAGUGGCGGAAUGUCGUCCAUGACUUCCGGACCUUUUGCUAACAAUGGUAUGUCAGCAUCGAUGUUUCCGGCGGGUUUGUCAACUAGCGAUAGAGGAAUUCCAAGUGGUUUAUCUAACGCCAACUCCGGAAUGUCACCAUUUUCCGGUUCUUCAUCAAUGAAAGGUGGUUCGAAUCGGUCUCCCCUCAACAUGGCAAUGCUUUCGAUGCAAAGUCAGGCAAACUUGUCACCCUCUAUGGGCGGAUCUACGUCACUGAAUUCCAGAUCUUCGAUCAGCAGUAAAAGCAGAGAUUAUUCGGGAAAAUUAGAACCAAGUCUCAUCUUCGGCGACACGGCCUCCAUCCAAUACAUCCACGGUAAAAUCAUCAUUCCAAAGAAUUGGUCCAUGGAAAAAGUGAAUCAGUUAAAAGCAAAACUCGACAAUGGUGUAACCAACAAACAGAAGUCGAAUUGUCCUAAUCCUGUAUCAAACUGUCCCAAAUCAUGUAUUGUGUUUAGCGACAACGGAUGUCCCGUCUGUUCUUGCAAAGAUGAAAUAUGUCCAGUUUUCCCGGCCGGAUGUCGAAAAGGACGCGUGCGUAUAGACAAAGACGGUUGCCCUGUGUGUGAUUCAAAAGAUCUGAACCACGACUGGUACAACACAAUUUGGGACAACUCCUGAUUAUGUAAUAAACAAAUGAGAGCCAUCAUAAAAAAA